This is a messenger RNA of Spirodela intermedia, 1465 nucleotides long. The record is from the annotation of a GenBank genome assembly. Lineage: Eukaryota; Viridiplantae; Streptophyta; Magnoliopsida; Alismatales; Araceae.
AUGGCACCGGCAAGGCCUUGGCUUUCGAGAUGGCCAGAAAAAGGCCUCAACCUUGUCCUCGUCGACAGGGACUUUGACAUGCUGAGGCAUGUCGCUGCCGCGAUAAACGUAGAGGUGCCAGUUGCUGAGAUUGUGACGGUCGUCUUUGAACUCUCGCGCGAUAUCCUUGAGGGGCUUUGUCGGCUCCAGAAGGCAAUUGAGUGUCUGGAGAUUGGGAUUCUUGUGAACAACGCGGGGGUCUCCUAUGCCGUUCCAAAGUACCUGCACGAAGUGGAUGAGGAGACAAGGAGCUAGCGAAUGUCAACAUGGAAGCAGCGACGGACAUCAUGAGGCUGGUGUUCCUGGGAAUGCUAGGAAAGAAGGGCUUUCGUCAGCAUAGGCUCUAGGUCAUUCGUGAUCUUACCCCUUGUUCGCUGUUUUUACGGGCACCAAAGGGUUGGUGUUCUUUCUCGGUGUGUUCCCCAGACCGUGUUCAUUUUCUUCUUUUUCUUCUUUUUCUUGUUCUUCAACGUCGCCUCUUUCCCUCUCUCUCUCUCUCUCUCUCUCUCUCUCUCACUCACUCUCUCACACAGACGAUAUUGGGAUGGUUUGUCUGUCUUCUUGUUUCCGUGAUCUUGCCGUUUCCCUCUCAUUCUGUAUCUCUAUGUAAUCUUCCUUCAUCUCUCUCGUCCCCUGGCUCAACAUCCCUGCCACUCUGCCAUCGUACGCCUUAUUCUUUAUUUCAAUUUAUCUCUGUUUUCGUUUUCUGUCUCAGUCGACCAUUUUUCCUGCCGCGUUUCUGUCUUCGAUUAGCUUUUUCUCCGCCUUCUUUUUCUCCCUUUUCUCCUUUGUAUCAGUGUUGACAAUAUUCACUGUUAUUUUAUUUUAACUAAGGUUUGUGAACGGUUUAUCUAAAAGUUUGCACCACGAAUAUAAGAAUCAUGGCGUUGAUGUGCAAUGCCAGGUAGGCCUAUAUUCUUUUUCUCCAAAUGAGAUUUGCUCAUUCUAUUGUAAAAGUUCAUAAGCAUCGAGAUACACGUAAUAUGUCAGUAGAAUUAGACCUAUCUUUUAAACUGAAAUCAUAAUAUUGGAAAAAGUAAAUAGUGACGCUAGUAGCAUAAUCCCUACGGUUUCAUGUUUCCACCUUAUACGUAUUUUUCUAAAUAUUAUUCAACUGACUGAAUUAUUAAUUGUAGGGGAUUUUGUAAAGUGAAUGUAGAGAGACCUUUUAUAGGAAAUCUACGUUUUCUCUUUCCAAAUUGUUAAGUUUUUUUUAACUUGUUUCUUCUGUUCAUCAUUAUUAAAAUUCCCUCGCUCGCUGUAACAAACGCCCGACGAGUAUGCUGGUCUUACCAUACGUGCCAUCAGAUACGGGACAACAAUGCUCACCUACUGGCGUCAUUCCAUCCAGUGCUUUUUCGCUAACCUUAAUCUUGAAAAGUUUCUGAAUGCAUGGCUAUUACACUCUGCCCGCCGUAGAAGGUAG